AUGUUUGCAUGUACACUAGAACAGAAGAUAAAAGAUGUCCGAAGGGUGUUUGUUGAAACUGAGAGCUUUAGGAAGGUGAAAGAAAAGUUGGAGACUGUUGGCCAUGUGACAAUCAGCGGCGCUCGAGGAGACGGUAAAACAUCCAUGGCCCUGAUGAUGGGAGCUGAAUACAGGAAGCAGGGGUAUGAGCUGGUACUGGCUGAAGAUGCUUAUAAAGUACAGCUGUCUGAUUAUCUGGAAAAAGGCAAAGACGUGUGUGUCAUAUUUGAUGACAUAUUUAAGACAGUCAGAUCAUAUAUGGAUCUGACCGGUCUUGAGCACUUUUUGUACGACCUCCACGUGCACCUGGAACAGUGCGAGUCCAGAUCAGAAAGAAGAUACCAGCGUCUGCAGCAAGAACCAAGAGAUGAACAAAUUAUGUUCAGUCAUCCAAACAUAUGUGUUAUAUUCACUGCAGACACCAACGAUCUUGAGCGAGCAAUGUCAAAGCUAGGAGGCCAGAGUAUUUUCCACAGCUCAUCAGUUGUCAAACUAGGUUUUAUAGGCAAGGAGAAGAAAGCAUUGUGGCUACGUCACAAACGUCUAAAUCAAUGUGGGUUUUCCUCUGGUAUGCAGACUUUUCUCAAGUAUGGACAUCAGUCCAUUGUAGAAUGUCUGCUCCCCCACACAGACAUCAAUACUCAAGGCAACAAUGGGCAAACACCAGUUAUGUGUGCAAUAAUGUCUGGGAAGAAGGAAACGUUCGACCUUCUUGUUUCACACAAUGCUGACAUCACACUGGCCGAUGAUGACAACAACAGCCUCCUUCAUGUGGCUUGCCACUUUGAUGAUGUUUCUCUUUUAGUGGAAAUAGUGCCAAAGUUUGAAAUCAACAAUCGGGGAAAGCACGGCUGGACACCAGUGAUGAAGGCAGCUGUAAAUGGAAAGAUAGAUGCAUUCAAUAUCCUGAAUACACUGAAGGCAGACCUUACACAAACUGAUGACAACGACAACAAUCUCCUUCAUCUUGCAAGUCAUUGCGGAAAUGUCUCCACUGUGCAACUGUUACUGCCAAAGUUUGACAUCAACAGUCGGGGAAACAACGGAUGGACGCCAGUGAUGUGUGCAGCUGCCAGUGGAGUAGAGGGUGUGUUCCAUCUGCUUGUGUCACAAGGGACUGAUCUCACAUUGAGGGAUGACAACAACAAUCACGUAUUCCAUUUAGCAUGUAUAGGUGGAAAUAUUUCCAUUGUGAAUGAUCUCCUCUCAAGAACUGAUAUCAAUUGUCAGGGAAACCACGGGAGAACAGCUAUAAUGAUUGCAGCCCUGCUUGCAAAACCAACUCUGUUUAAACUACUGUUGUCAAAGAAGGCUGAUACCACACUGACUGAUGAUUAUGAUGACACUGUCGUGCAUCUAGCCUGCCAGGGUGGGAACCGAUCCAUUUGGCGGUAUCUGAUGCCAAAGUUUGCCAUGGAUGCCUCUGGAAGACAUGGGUGGACACCAAUCAUGAUCGCAGCAUGGACGGGAAGGAAAGAUGUGUUCGAUUUGCUGGUGAGUCAGAAGGUUGAUAUCAGAUUGAUUGACGACGACAAAGACAGUGUUCUACAUUUGGCCUGUCAGGGAGGGAACACAGCUAUUGUUGAACAUCUUUUAACGGUAUUUGACGCCAACAUUCAGGGACAUAAUGGCUGGACACCAGUUAUGCAUGCGGCGAGGGCAGGACAGAAGAAUGUGUUCGACCUGCUUGUGUCACACGAAGCUGAUCUGAAAUUAACUGAUGACUACAAAGAUAAUGUUCUGCACGCUGCAUGUCAGGGAGGGAGCACAGCUAUUGUGGAAAAGCUGUUGAGUAUGUUUGACGUUAAUGUUAAAGGAAAAAAUGGUCGCACACCGGUGAUGCAUGCAGUUGUGGCAGGACAGAAGAACGUAUUCAACAUGCUUGUGUCAGAAAGAGCUGACUUGAAACGGCUUGAUGACUCUGGGAACAAUUUACUGCACCUUGCAUGUCAGGCUGGAAACCAGUGCAUCAUAAAGUAUCUCCUGACUAGAUAUGACAUUAACAGUCAUGGGGAAAAUGGAUGGACACCAAUAAUGAUGGCAGCACUCAGUGGAAAGAAGGAUGUUUUUGAUCUUAUUGCAACAAAGGGAGGUGAUCAAUCAUUGACAACUUCUGAGAAGGAUAAUGUUCAUCAUGCAGCCUGCCAUGGUGGUAACACAGCCAUUGUCAAGAAGGUCAUUGACAGCUUUGGUGUCAACUCAAGGGGACGGAAUCGUUACACUCCUCUGAUGAGGGCAGUUUGUGGGGGCCACAUUGCUGUGUACAAAUUCUUGGUGUCUCAUAAUGCUGACCAAACUCAGGUGGACAAUGGUGGACACACUCUUCUACAUCUUGCUAGUAAGCAUGGUCACCUCCAUAUAGUGAAAUACAUCAGAAGCUCUGUUGAUGAGUUUGACAUCAACACUCAAGACAAGGUUGGUUUGACACCUGUUAUGACGUCAAUCUUAUAUGAUCAAGCUGCUGUGGUGAAAUAUCUGAAACGUGAAGGUGCAGACAUGUCACUGACUGACAACACUGGUGAUGAUGCAUAUACCCUUGCCCUCAAAGUAGGAAGCAGACAACUCAUAGAGCAACUAACACUAGGAGGAGAGUCAGAUCAAGGCAGACAGCCAUUAACUCAAAUAAAAAUAUCACAGGUUUUCUCUGAGAGUGUCACAGUCACACCAUGGAAUAUGCUUAUGAAGUCACUGGUGAGAGCACAAAUGUAUCUACUGGAAACAUACGACUGCGGGGAUCCUGAACUGAGGCGGCGUGACCACUUCAAUGACACAUUGCUCCAUCUGGCCUGUCGUGGAGGAAACAGACAGUGUGUGGAGUUUCUGCUCCCAUCCUAUGACAUCAAUGUCCGAGGUCGGUAUGGCAUGACACCGGUGAUGAUGGCGGCUCUGUGUGGACAUGAGGAUGUCUUCAAGUUGCUGGUGGCUCGCAAGGCAGAUCUCUCACUGGUCGCAGAUACAGGAGAAGAUAUCCUUACUCUAGCUCUGCGGGGCAACAGCAAAAACAUUAUCACACACUGUGAGACACAAAAAGUGUUUUCUGUGAAAUGA
Haliotis rufescens (red abalone) is the source of this 3087-nucleotide messenger RNA. Its product is annotated as serine/threonine-protein phosphatase 6 regulatory ankyrin repeat subunit B-like. The transcript has 3 exons. Bases 1 to 3087 code for a protein of 1028 amino acids. NCBI's taxonomy places the organism in Eukaryota, Metazoa, Mollusca, Gastropoda, Lepetellida, Haliotidae. Gene Ontology annotation, molecular function: protein binding. The record is from RefSeq and is a predicted model, not a curated record.